AAUCAACAUGCCAACGGGCCUCUGGACAAAGGUUGCUACCGUCGCUGCUGGCGCCGCCGCCGCAGCGUACGUGGACAAAAAGUUGUACCUGUCGCAUGACAUCAUGACGUAUUGGCAGCACGCGAUCUCGUUGCUUCAGGCCAAGUACCUCAUUGCGCGUAACACUCGUGUCGCCGAUUUGUGGGAAGAGCUGGUUGACGCAAUGCCAUCCAAGGUCCUUGUGAUGUUUGAAGGCAAGAAGUACACGGCCGUGCAGUUGGAAACUGAAGCCAAUCGCAUCGCGCAUUGGGCCAUGAGCGUGGGCUUGACGCCUGGUUCCAUCGUGGCCUUACUCAUGGAGAACCGGCCCGCGUUUCUCACUACGUGGAUCGGCCUCUCCAAAGUCGGCGUCGUCGCCGCACUCAUCAACACACAUGUCGCCGAGGAAGGCCUUUUACACUGCAUUAACGUGUCCGACGCUUCCGUCGUCAUCUUUGGCGCCGAAUGCACCGAGCAAAUGCACCGCGUGCUGGACCGCCUGCCGCCGCGCAUCUCUGGGCUGUAUGUCUACAAUGAUGAGGCGACGUCAUCACCGCCGUUGUUUGCGCGCUCCUUGGAUGAGGAGUUGAAGCGCGUGUCGUCGCUUCGACCACUGGCCAGCCAGCGCCAAUCCGUAUCCUCCAACGACAUGAUGCUGCUCAUCUUCACGAGUGGCACCACGGGAUGGCCCAAAGCCGCGCGGGUAGAGCACCAGUCCCUCCUGGGCCGGUCGAUGGUGUUUGUCCGCGCAGCAAACGUGACGCCUUUCGACCGACUGUACUGUCCGCUGCCUCUGUAUCACACAUCGGGAGGAGUGGUGGCCGUGGGUGUGAUGCUGUUGUCGGGCUGCUCGAUAUCUCUAGCUCGGAAGUUCUCUACCACCCAUUUCUGGUCGGACGUACGAGCCACCGAGGCCACGAUGGUACAGUACAUUGGGGAAAUGUGUCGGUACCUCCUCCAUGCGCCGCCCUCCGACUUGGACCGUGCCAAUGUGGUACGGGUGGCCAUUGGAAACGGCCUUCGACCGGACAUUUGGGCAGCGUUUCAAGAUCGUUUUGGCAUCCCCACAGUAUGCGAAUUUUACGGCUCCACUGAAGGCGUGGCAGGGAUGCUGAAUGUGUGUCGCGAACGUAAGGACCAGGGCCAUUUGGGGCAAUACGGGUACUUGGCCACUGCCGUGUCGGGGUACACGAUUGUAGAGUAUGACGUGGACGCAGACGCGUUGCGAAGAGAUGCAAACGGGCACUUGAUUCAAUGUGCCGUGGGGACCGUGGGAGAACUGCUGCUCCCCGUCCGGUCGUACUCGCCCAUGCACAAAUUCCAAGGGUAUUUCAAAGAUGACGCUGCGUCCGCCACCAAGUUGCUCGCGAAUGCGUUUCAAAAGGGCGACUUGUACUUUCGAACGGGCGACCUGUUCCGAAUGGACGAUCACCGACGCUUCUACUUUGUGGACCGCGUGGGCGACACGUUUCGCUGGAACGGGGAAAACGUCGCGACUUGCGAAGUGGCCGAAGCCUUGUCGGGCUUCCCUGGCAUCUCUGACAUUUGCGUGUAUGGGGUGGCGCUGCCUGGCCGAGACGGACGCGCGGGUAUGGCGGCGAUGGUGUUUGAAUCGUUGGACAUGGACGCGUUUGCCAAGUUCUGUUUAUCGAAAUUGCCGAGUUAUGCAGUGCCGCGGUUUCUUCGACAGGUGCCAGCGAUGCAUGUGACUGGAACGAUGAAGCAUGAAAAGGCCAAACUUCGGGCCCAAGGCGUGCAGUUGAGUGGCGGUGACCGGCUCUUUUACUUGGACCGGUCGAACCCGUCACAGCCCACGUACUUGGCUUUGACUGAUGCAAACGUCCACAGGAUUGUAACUGCGUCUCGGUUGUAAACUCGGCCCAACGACGUGAUGUAAUAAAAACAAAGUUGUU
This is a messenger RNA of Aphanomyces astaci, 1931 nucleotides long. RefSeq lists its product as hypothetical. The coding region runs from base 8 to 1891 and encodes 627 amino acids. Gene Ontology annotation, molecular function: long-chain fatty acid transmembrane transporter activity; long-chain fatty acid-CoA ligase activity. The record is from RefSeq and is a predicted model, not a curated record. The transcript is spliced from 8 exons. NCBI's taxonomy places the organism in Eukaryota, Oomycota, Saprolegniomycetes, Saprolegniales, Verrucalvaceae.